This is a messenger RNA of Macrosteles quadrilineatus (aster leafhopper), 3679 nucleotides long. RefSeq names its product prestin-like. Gene Ontology annotation, biological process: transmembrane transport. The record is from RefSeq and is a predicted model, not a curated record. Gene Ontology annotation, cellular component: membrane. NCBI's taxonomy places the organism in Eukaryota, Metazoa, Arthropoda, Insecta, Hemiptera, Cicadellidae. The coding region runs from base 14 to 1909 and encodes 631 amino acids. The transcript has 12 exons. Gene Ontology annotation, molecular function: chloride transmembrane transporter activity; oxalate transmembrane transporter activity; bicarbonate transmembrane transporter activity.
UGGAGCUGCUGAUAUGCCAUGUAUGUCAUGUCGUCCAGGCCAGAGUGUAGUAUCACUAGUACCUGCCAUCACGUGGCUAGGGCAAUACAACUGGGGACAUGACCUCAUCAAAGACAUCAUCUCUGGUUGCACUGUAGCUGUCAUGAAUAUACCCCAGGGUAUGGCUUAUGCACUUCUUGGGAACGUGCCCCCUGUUGUUGGAAUCUACAUGGCUAUAUUUCCAGUUUUGGUUUACGCAUUCCUAGGAACUUCAAGGCAUGUAGCAAUGGGCUCGUUUGCGGUGAUAUGUCUGAUGACUGGCAAGGUAGUGUCUCAACACUCGUAUGCUGGAGGUGCGUUGUCUCUAGUUGCUGCUAACUCCACCAGUCCUACGGUCACGGAGUUGCCCCAGUAUGCCCCCAUGGAGGUGGCAACUGCCGUCACAUUCAUGGUUGCCAUGUAUCAAUUAGCGAUGUACCUGUUCAGGAUGGGAGUAAUGUGUUCCCUUCUAUCAGACACCCUGGUGAAUGGGUUCACUGCUGGGGCAGCCAUCCAUGUCUUCACUUCCCAGAUUAAGGAUCUUCUUGGGAUGAAAAUCCCUAAAUACAAUGGAAACUUCCAAAUCAUAUAUACUUACAUUGGAAUAUUUAACAACUUAUCAACAAUCAAUGUGGCAGCUGCUUUGAUAUCUUUGUUCACAGUUUCAUUCUUAAUAUUUGACAAUAAAGUUAUUAAGCCCUGGGUCAGUAAGAGGUCCGUGUUCCCAGUCCCUGUAGAGCUGAUUGCUGUCAUGAUUGGAACAAUUGCCUCAACAUGUUGGGACUUGCACAUUAAAUACAACCUAACUACAGUCGGCCACAUCUCUGUCGGACUCCCAGAGUUCCAUGCCCCGAACUUCCAGCUACUCCCUACAGUGGCUCUGGACAGCUUUGUGAUUGCACUCAUUGCUUAUAUAAUUACAAUGUCUAUGGCGCUAAUUUUUGCACAAAAAAUGAAUUACGAAGUGAAUGCUAACCAGGAGCUUCUAGCCCAGGGCACAGGUAAUCUGUUGGGCUCUUUUCUCUCUUGUAUGCCUUUCGCAGCGUCUUUGUCUCGCAGUAUGAUCCAACACACUGUGGGAGGUCGCACACAACUAGCAAGCAUCAUCAGUGCUACUAUCCUUGCUGUUGUGCUUCUGUCCUUUGGUCCAGUAUUUGAGCCUUUGCCGAGGUGUAUUCUGGCCAGUCUGAUCAUAGUGGCCUUGAAGGGAGUUCUUCUCCAAGUGAAGGAUGUUGUCAAGAUAUGGCAGAUGUCGGCGCUGGAUGGUAUAGUUUGGAUCUGCACAUACAUCGCAGUCAUCGUGAUUGAAAUAGACAUUGGGCUGCUAGUGGGUCUUAUUAUCUCUAUCCUUACCAUUCUCUUCCGUGGGCUGAGACCCUACAUAUACAAACUCUCUCGACUCCCCAAUACAGAUAUUUAUGUGGAGAGUGACAGAUACGGGAAGGUUGAAGAUAUAAGUGGUAUCUGUAUAAUCCACUAUGCUGGAGGACUAAACUUCGCUAAUAGGGGGUGUUUUAGGAAGGAAAUAAAAAAAGUUAUGAAUAGAUGGCCUACCAAAGAUAAGAUGCACUUGAAACAAUUAAAUCAAAUCAAGAGUAAUAAAGUUUCACCAAUAGAAAUUGAACAGGAGGUACAAUAUCUAGUCCUGGAUCUGACGGGGAUGCAGUACGUGGAUCCUUCUGGAGCUGGAGUGCUGCAGAGUCUUGCCUCUGAGUUGUCUGAGAAUUCCCAGUACCUGUAUCUAGCCGGAGCUUCUGGACCAGUGUAUGAAGUUCUACAGAGAUGCAAUAUUUUCGAAGCACCCAAUAUUUUGUGCUUCCCUACGAUUCACGAUGCAGUAAUUUAUGCUCAGGCUAAGCUACCCAAAGUGAUUCAUAGCAUAAGACUGUAGGAAAAUUAGUCAAACUAAGGCGGGUUAAACACAUAGGUAUGCAUCUUGCACAGUGCGAAAGACUAGCAUUUUUGAUGCCAGUAGCAUUGUGGGAGAUGCAUGCACGCUGCAUGGUCGUGGCACCUGCUAGUAGCAAGAUGAGAGAGGUGAGGCUUUUUGGCGCUAAGUUCAUUGGAAAAUGUCAACGUUGUCAUCGGUUGAUGAAAUGCUGUAAGGUAAAUAAAAUAUUGAGUACCCCCUUAUUGGCUGCAAAAUGUUGAAAGUAGCCAAUACAUGAUGAUCCAGAGAAGUUCCAGAAGUUGUACCCCAUGAAUCAAGACACAUUUAUAAAAUACGUGACCUUAGAGACCACUGUGACAAAAAAAUAGUAGAUAGCGUAAUUCUGUGUGUGUUAGGAGCGACUCUCACAGUUCGCAGUAUGUUGUAUGUGAAUGAAUACAUAUGAGUUUUGCAAUAGCCAUGUGACUUGAAAUGUGUUCUGCACAUGCUCCAACCGAAGAUGAACGCUGCACGCUUGCUGCACGAUGCUGGUAGCACCGUGCGAGUCACAUAUGUGUGUGCAGGCUCCAAUUGAUUAACACAGCUUGGUCUUCAAGCUGCAUGCUAGUAGCAAGAAAAAUGCUAGUCGCACCGUGCGAGAUGCAUAUGAGUGUAACCGGCCUAUGUUACUGCAAAAAUACCUAUUCUGUGUAUACACCAUUUAUUUGAGAAAGGAUACCUGUCAAAAGAUAGUAAAGGUUUUAGUAAAAUAUUAAAAUGAUGAUAAACAUAAAGAGGUUGUCAUUUUAUUUCAAACAUAUUUUUCACACAUUUAAUAUAGUGUGACAAUUUAUACACAUAUACAUUUUACUAUUUUGUCUCCAACCUCACUUGUCCAUAAACAGUUGAAUGUACAUUGUCAGUGUUAGUUUUUACUACUCAGUAGGAGUGGUUUGUUUAAAGUAAACCUGAAUGAAAUAAUUGCUAAACGUACUCUACCAUUAGCCAUAUGUCAUAUAGCCUAUCAUAAAAUGUUUCUAAAUGUACGUAAUAUACAAUACUUUUGUUGAAAUAAAUUUAAGUCUUUAGGACUUUCAUAGUAAUCAGUACAGGCAGAGGGUACGGUAGAAGAAGAGAUAGAGUUUCCUUUUAUAUUUAUGUAAAACAAACAUUGUGUAUUAUGGGGAACUUGCAUAGCGAGAAGGCCGGUAAUAUUUGUCCAAAAUAAUAUUGUGUACCCUGUUUUAUGGGAUGAUAUUAGUAUUAUCAGAUAACAAAUUACAAAUACAAAUAAUAUUUAAUAAGGAUCAAUGUAAUUAGUUCCAAGGCAAGGUGUUGGUAAUACUUGACUCUACUAUGUGAUAAAGACGGUUCUACUUCUUCUUCUACCUCUACCUCAUCAUUGUGUAACUCCUAGUCAACUAAUUAAUAAUUAUUUCAACUAUUCAAGUCAUCAUGACUAUGCCUAAGUCUAACUGUUCUGUUAGUAGCUUAUAAGAAAAACUGUAUAUCUUUGUAUCUACUUUGAACAUUAUGAACACUUUUGAUUUAUAAGCAAUUUUUUUAUCAGAACAGUUACCUACUUUGUAUAGAUGUAAAAACUGAAAAUUAUUAUAGUAAGUAAAAGUUUAUAUGAUCAAAAUCAACUAAAUUACAUCUCUUACUACUAUAGAACAAUGAAAAAUAUUACUAUGGUACUCGGUCAUGUUGUAAUAUUAAUUAAAAAUAUGUUUUGUCUGUUUUUAAAGUAAACAUAUUUUAUAAUGUAAAUAUUAAAAUAGCUUUUAAAUA